Gavialis gangeticus (Gharial) is the source of this 2948-nucleotide messenger RNA. It is a transcript of the gene ACO1, whose product is annotated as aconitase 1. The transcript is spliced from 20 exons. Gene Ontology annotation, cellular component: cytosol; mitochondrion. Bases 30 to 2699 code for a protein of 889 amino acids. NCBI's taxonomy places the organism in Eukaryota, Metazoa, Chordata, Crocodylia, Gavialidae. Gene Ontology annotation, biological process: citrate metabolic process; tricarboxylic acid cycle. Gene Ontology annotation, molecular function: aconitate hydratase activity; iron-responsive element binding; 3 iron, 4 sulfur cluster binding. The record is from RefSeq and is a predicted model, not a curated record.
GCUUUCAGUGACACGAAGGACCUUUCAUCAUGAGCAACCCUUUCAUGCAGAUCGUGGAGCCAUUAGACUCCAACCAGCCUGAAAAGAAAUUCUUCAAUGUGAGCAAAUUGAAAGAUGAAAGAUAUGAACGGUUGCCAUUUUCUAUUAAAGUCCUUCUGGAGUCAGCAAUCCGUAACUGUGAUGAGUUUCUAGUGAAGAAGGAAGAUGUUGAGAACAUCUUCAAUUGGCAGGUGAUGCAACACAAGAAUGUCGAAGUGCCAUUUAAACCUGCACGAGUUAUUCUACAGGACUUCACCGGUGUACCUGCAGUGGUUGACUUUGCUGCAAUGCGAGAUGCUGUGAAGAAGCUUGGUGGAGACCCUGAAAAAAUCAAUCCCAUCUGUCCUGCUGACCUCGUAAUUGAUCAUUCCAUCCAAGUUGACUUCAACAGGAGGACAGACAGUUUACAGAAGAAUCAAGAUCUGGAGUUUGAAAGGAACAAGGAGAGGUUUGAGUUCUUGAAGUGGGGCUCCCAGGCUUUUCACAACAUGAGGAUUAUUCCCCCAGGCUCAGGGAUUAUUCACCAAGUGAAUUUAGAGUACUUGGCAAGAGUGGUGUUUGAUCAGAAUGGGUACUAUUAUCCUGAUAGUGUGGUGGGCACUGAUUCACACACUACAAUGAUUGAUGGUUUGGGAGUGCUUGGCUGGGGAGUUGGUGGCAUUGAGGCAGAAGCUGUGAUGCUGGGUCAGCCAAUCAGCAUGGUGCUUCCUGAAGUGAUCGGUUACAAGCUGAAAGGAAAUCCUCAACCUCUCGUAACAUCCACUGACAUAGUGCUCACAGUUACCAAGCACCUUCGCCAGGUUGGCGUUGUGGGUAAAUUUGUGGAGUUUUUUGGGCCUGGUGUAGCCCAGCUGUCCAUUGCAGAUCGAGCCACCAUUGCCAACAUGUGUCCAGAGUAUGGAGCAACUGCUGCUUUCUUUCCAGCAGAUGAAGUUAGCAUCAGGUACCUGAUCCAAACGGGCCGUGAUGAAGAAAAAGUUAAGCAUAUAAAGAAAUACCUUGAAGCGGUGGGAAUGUUUAGAGACUUCAAUAGAUCAUCUCAAGAUCCAGAUUUCACUCAGGUUGUAGAGCUGGAUCUCCAUACUGUCGUGCCUUGCUGUAGUGGACCCAAACGACCUCAGGACAAAGUAGCCGUGUCAGACAUGAAGACGGACUUUGAGACUUGCCUGGGAGCCAAGCAAGGAUUCAAAGGAUUCCAGAUUGCCCCUAAACAUCACAGUGACCGGGUGAAGUUUGUUUAUGAAGGCUCUGAUUUUCAGAUUACCCAUGGUUCAGUAGUCAUUGCAGCCAUUACCAGCUGUACCAAUACAAGUAACCCCUCAGUUAUGCUAGGAGCUGGAUUGCUAGCGAAGAAAGCUGUCAACGCUGGUCUGACUGUCAAGCCUUACAUUAAAACUAGCUUGUCUCCAGGAAGUGGCGUAGUGACUUACUACCUGAGGGAGAGUGGAGUAAUGCCUUACCUUUCUCAACUAGGGUUUGAUGUUGUGGGUUAUGGGUGUAUGACCUGCAUUGGGAACAGUGGACCUCUACCAGAGCCUGUUGUUGAAGCCAUCACUCAGGGAGACCUCGUAGCUGUGGGUGUGUUGUCUGGAAAUAGGAAUUUCGAGGGUCGUGUCCAUCCCAACACGCGUGCCAAUUACCUAGCCUCACCACCACUGGUGAUAGCUUAUGCUAUUGCAGGGACCAUAAGGAUUGACUUUGAAAAAGAGCCUUUAGGAGUAAACGCAGAAGGGAAGAUGAUUUUUUUAAGAGACAUUUGGCCAACAAGAGAUGAGAUCCAGGCUGUUGAACGUCAGUAUGUUAUUCCUGGGAUGUUCAAGGAAGUCUACAAGAAAAUAGAGACAGUAAAUGAAUCCUGGAAUGCCUUAGAAGCCCCAUCAGAAAAAUUAUAUACUUGGAAUCCCAAGUCUACAUAUAUAAAGUCUCCCCCUUUCUUUGAAAACCUGACUUUGGAGCCGCUGCCUCCUAAAUGUAUAGUAGAUGCCUACGUCCUGCUAAAUCUUGGAGACUCUGUAACAACUGACCACAUAUCUCCAGCUGGGAAUAUAGCAAGGAACAGCCCUGCUGCCCGUUACUUAACCAACAGAGGUUUGACUCCUAGAGAUUUCAACUCUUAUGGCUCCCGCAGAGGUAAUGAUGAUGUCAUGGCCAGAGGAACAUUUGCCAACAUUCGCUUGUUAAACAAAUUCAUCAAUAAACAGGGACCUCAGACCAUCCACUUUCCUUCUGGGGAAAAUCUUGAUGUGUUUGAUGCUGCUGAAAGGUACAUGCAGGCUGGCCAGCCCCUCAUCGUACUGACUGGUAAGGAAUAUGGCUCAGGAAGCUCUCGGGAUUGGGCAGCAAAGGGACCUUUCCUGCUGGGCAUCAAAGCCAUUAUUGCUGAGAGCUAUGAGCGAAUUCAUCGCAGUAACUUAGUCGGAAUGGGAGUGAUUCCCUUGCAAUACCUGCCUGGGGAGAAUGCUGAGACUCUAGGCCUUACUGGACGGGAACGCUACACAAUCAUCAUUCCUGAAGAACUCAAACCAAGGAUGAAUGUCCAGAUUAAGCUGGAUACUGGGAAAACCUUUCAAACCAUCAUGAGAUUCGACACUGAUGUGGAACUCACUUAUUUCCACAAUGGCGGCAUUCUGAACUACAUGAUUCGCAAAAUGGCAACCUAAUCAAUGCAACACUGAGCACAUGUCCAGAUAGAAGCCUAAACUGAAAUGGUCUCCUUGUGGAUUGUAUCAUCAAGGAGCUUAUUUACACUCUUAGCGCCACGUCCAGACGAAUGCAGCUGUGUGGUAUGUGGCGCCACAAACACAUCUGCGGCGCCACAUACCCCACAUUCAGUUGUUUUUCACACUGCAAGGGAGAAGCAGAGGGUUUUUUGACCCCUGGAUACCCAGGGGUCAAAAAAACCCACGGAG